Molecule: messenger RNA, 2671 nt
Organism: Ceraceosorus bombacis
Lineage: Eukaryota; Fungi; Basidiomycota; Exobasidiomycetes; Ceraceosorales; Ceraceosoraceae
Source: the annotation of a GenBank genome assembly
AUGAGGUCCUCUUCGCUGUUCAGCCUUUUGAGCUGCGCACUUCUGCUCUGCACCUCUUCUGUCGCCAUCUUUCCCUUCAAAUCAGCCCGUUUCUCCGCCAACGGUCUGGUCUCUGCAGGAAGUUUAGGACUGGGACCUUCGGAUGGAGCCGUGGUCAGCUUGGGAGACUUUGACGCGGAUCAAUUUGUCGACUACGUCACCCUCUCUCCCGACUCUGCGACGAUCAAGGUCUGGACUUGGGAUCACCGUGAGUCGCUCCAGCGAGAUGGGCUGCGCGCUUGUGUUGGAGACUAUGCUCAUUCCUGCUGCCUCUCUCUGCGCGCAGACGCUUUCAAAUUCCGGACCGAGCCGUACGCCACGCUGAAAGCUCCGUCUGGCUGGUCAGUCGUGAAUGUGGUAUCUGCAGACUUUGACUACGAUGGCAGGCUCGAUAUUCUGCUCGUCCUCAAACACUACGGCAGCCGCAUGUCUGAUCACAGCGAGACGCGUCUGCAACUGUGGAAUGGGGACUCGGCCGGCGGUUUCAGUGAGUUGGAUCAGAGCGUGGCUCGGAGGGCACUCCAUGUGCUGACGUUGAGCCACUUGAAUGCUUGCAGAAGCGUCACCGAUCGAGCUACCUAGUGCUGGUGAUGCACAGCCCCUCAUCUUUGAUGACACUGGAGAUAUGAAAGUGGACCUGCUGGGCCAGGCUUGGGCCAAUCCAUCCGCGAGCGACAGUGCAUCUUCCGGACUCAAAAUCUGGCGCAACAAUCUCGGCGCACCGAAUGGAAGCUUCGCAAUGUGGGUUGUUUUGCGAGGUUAGCACGGAAUACCCAUGGUUCCUGACCCAGCUGACAGGUCUGCCCAUGUGACAGCGAGAACGCCCCUUUGCAGCACGCUCCUGGCACUGCUGGCUGCCGAUUAGCCAGCCCCCACAGCUCAGCUUUCAUAGACUUAGAUGGAGACUGCUUGGCAGGUGAGCCUGCACCCAAGCUGCAACCCAUGUAGCCUCUUUGGCGAGCUGACACAUGGCAACACGGACAGACUUGUUUCUCGUUUGCGAAGGCGAAGGUGGGCGGACGAGGUACGAAGUACAUACCGCGUCUAAACGUAGCAAAUCUGAGCCUUUCAAGCUGAGCUUGAGUGGUCAUCUACCGAUGGGAGCGGGCGCACUAAGUUUUGCAGAUAUGGAUAGAGAUGGGACCAUGGAUGUAGUCUUUCCCGCCUGCGACUCGAAAGGAUGCUCGAUCAACAUUGCGCACAACCGUCAAAUGCCCCUAUGCAAGCAGGAAGGGGGCUGGUUCGGACCUGGACCUGGCGGACCUGCAAAGUCCCAGAGCAAACUUCAAAAGGCCGCCGCGAACGUCGGUGCGAGACAGUCGACUUGGUCUGCGCGCGAUGCCUCCUCGCUUGCCGAUCCUGCCGAUGCGUCGAGCAGGAGAAUUACUUGCAGGACGCCAGAGAGCCUCUGCACCAAGGACGAGGGCUUUUCCUUUGAUUUUGAAGUCGGAUCUGCCAACUCUGUGAGUGCCAGCGAAUGACUACGACGACCUGAUUGCCAUGAGGAGGGCUGCUGAAGUAUCACUCCAUUUGCACGCAGGACAUCACAACGCUGCCGCUGACAGCGAUAGUGCCAGAAGCAUUUCUAGCGCUGGACAAUACCUUGGCUUCUCCCGCAGUGCCGCUCGCGUUAUCCAUAGGAGACUUUAACAAGGACGGGUUUCCGGAUCUGGUCAUCGUCACACUUCCCGAUCACAAUCGUCCGGAUCAUACGCGUGUUAGAUUGUUAAAAAAUGUCGCUUGCUCAUCGGGCAAGUCAGGCUGCCCACCAGAGGGAUGGGAAGCGAGCAGGACCUUUGAGGUGGUCACAAUAGGUGCAGAGGUGCUGGAAACGUUGGACGAUGUCAGAAGCGCCACCUUUUUGGAUAUUGACGAGGACGGAACCUUGGAUCUGAUGCUGCAACGGCAGGUAUCGGCCAAAGGCGGCGCUCGAGGCGCUCCUACCACGGUCACGUUUGUGCAGAACAAUUACUUUCACGACGCCUUCUUUUUGAAGGCGGUAACGCUGAACGGGGCGUGCAUCGGAUACUGCGAGCCCAGCGACGGACCGCGCUUCAAGCCUCGAGCUGUGAACUAUGCGGGCGCAUCGUACAAAUUUACAGUGCUGGAUACGAACGGUGUGCGACGAGCUCAGCAAGUCGGCCAACUUCCACAACACACCUAUCGAUCGCUGCAACCGCCUUACUCCUAUUUUGGAUUGGGCCGGACGAACAAUUACGUCGAGAGCCUUUUCGUUGGCAGCACGCGCAGACAGCCGCAGCACUUUUUGGCUAUGGAAGGAGUGGUGCCCAAUAGUCAUGUAGUCGUUGUGCCAUGGCAAGAUGCGAACGCUGCUGACGGUGGAGAUCCCGGUCAGUGGCACAAGGAGCUCUAUCUGAGCCCGGCGGACUGGAUACCUGCCGUCACUGCUGUGCUGGUCUGCCUCAUCUUGCUCCUCGCGACCAUCGUCUUUGUGCUCCACAUGAACGAGAGGGUGAGUCGGUGCACGAACUUGCGACUUUUUUCUGCUUUGCAUGCAAGCUGAACCCGUGCGGCAACAUGCACACCCCCUCAUCCUUUUUACCAUUGCUAGCGAGAGGAUGAGCGGGAACGCAAACGCGCCGUGCACGCUAUCAAUUUUGAUGCCCUGUAA